Chlamydomonas reinhardtii is the source of this 968-nucleotide messenger RNA. RefSeq lists its product as uncharacterized. Lineage: Eukaryota; Viridiplantae; Chlorophyta; Chlorophyceae; Chlamydomonadales; Chlamydomonadaceae. Gene Ontology annotation, cellular component: photosystem I. Bases 56 to 376 code for a protein of 106 amino acids. The record is from RefSeq and is a predicted model, not a curated record. Gene Ontology annotation, biological process: photosynthesis. The transcript has 3 exons.
GUUAGACACACUCGCCUAAUCCUCACGUCAAUUUUCGACACCACCACCAGCAGAAAUGGCCCUCCGCGCUGUCUCCGCCAAGAGCGCUGUGCGCCCCACCGUGGCCCGCGCCUCCGUCAAGCCGGUGGCUGCCCUGAAGCCCGCCCAGAAGAUGGCUCUGGCUGGCGCUGCCUCGGUUGCCCUGCUGGCUGCCUCCAGCUCCUCGGCUGAGGCUUCCCAGGUGAUCGCCACCGUGGCCUCCGCUGCCCAGGGCUACCCCUUCGUGCCCCCCUCGUGGGCUCCCUCGGUCUUCGUGCCCCUGACCGGCCUGGUGCUGCCCGCCAUCGCCAUGGCCACCCUGUUCGUGUACAUUGAGAAGGAGGCCCCCUCCUCGUAAGCGCCUCGCCAUGGUGCUUGCCGCCCCGUUGUGGAGCCGCCUGGCGUGCAGCCAGCGGCCCUGUGGCGCCGGCGUCUUGGAAUGUAGAUGUGAUGUGUACAGCUAGGGAGGGAGCUGGCGGCCUCUGGCGGCCGCUCUGAGCGCGAAGGGAGGUGUUGAUGAGGGUGAAGCAUGCGGUGGCGGCGGCUGGAAGGGCCGCGCAGCACGGCUUGUGUGUAUUUCCUCCGUCCCUGGCCCCCGCACACCGGUCACGUUUCGCUGAAGUCCGGCGCGCGCGGGUGCACAGCCCGGCGUGUCUUUCGGGGGCGCUGUGUUCUGGACGGGUCCCGGCGCCCUCGAGUGGGCAUUUUGGAGCACCUGAAGGCCUCAGGAUUAGCGCAGGCGGCAGGGCGUGUGUCGGUGUGGGCGGUGGGCAGGGCGGCGGUUCCAAGAGAAGAGACAAAGUUUAUUGCGGCCGGUUCCGCGGCCAAUGUUUUAGUGUAAACAAGGACCCGUCAUGAUGUAUUUGCUACAAUACGCACUCGGCAUCAAACCUUGAAGUACUGUGGUGACAAGCAACUCCGGACGAACAACCACUUACAUCGGGACUACG